AUGGGCAACAAACAAAAUGGGUCAAUAAUUAAUACAGAAUUUAAUGAUAAUUCUAAUAAUAAUUCUAAUACUAUUUCAAUAAAUAAAUUAAAUUCUUCAAAAUUUUCUCCAUCUUCAAUACAAAACAAUAAUAAUAACACCCCAAUUAUUUCUAUUAAUAAUAAUAGAAUUAAUAGAAGACGUUCAGAAUUUCAACAAAGUUCAAAAAAACCUUUAAAUUAUGAUAAUCGAAGUGGAGGGGAUAGUGGGGGGAAUUUAAUUGGAAUAAAUGGGGGAAUGUUAAAUGAAAGAACUCGUAGAGCAAGAAGGUGGUCAAGUGUUGUUACAGUAUCUAGAAACAAUGGAAAGCCAAAAAGAUUAACUCCACGACAAUGCCAUUUAAUUAUAAAAUCGUGGGGAAGGCGAACACCAAAAAGCCGUGUUGUUAAAGAUAUCUUUGCAUCAAUUUUUGGAGAAGCUGAAGAACUUAAAUCAGCAUUUGGCGUUGAACAAAAUAUAGCUGGAAGACGUUUAAGAACUGAUUCAAAUUUUGUUUCCCACACAAAUUUAUUUGCUGAUACUUUGGAUUUUGUUGUCAGAAAUUUGGAUGAUUUUUCACUUGUAACAGAAAAUGCUGAAAAAUUAGGAAAAAAACAUGCAACAUUCCCUUUAGAAAAUGGUUUUAAACCUGAAUAUUGGAAUAUUUUUGCUGAAUGUAUUGUAGAAGGUAUUUCAGCUGGUGAAGAAUGUAAAGAAACAUUACUUGCUUGGCGUCAAUUAGUUCAAACUGUUAUUUAUUAUAUGAAACUUGGAUAUGAUCGAGAAACAUUGCGGUUAGCCCGUCAUGCUUCACUUCGACGUUCUUACUCACCAACUCGAGCUGCAAGAAUUCAACAACAGCAAUCCCUCGAACAACCAAAUCAACGUUUCUCUUCUGGACUUAUUCCAAUUUCCCCACUCGCAGUUAGCUUUGAAGAAACAAAUAAUUACAGACAACAAACUUUAUUAGAUGAAACGAGAAGGAAUAGUUAUACUACAAAAAUGUCAACACUUUCAACACCAACUAUGGACAAUAAACGAAUAAAUUUAUUGAGAUAAUUGAUCGAUAUUUUAAUUUCAUUAUUAAUAAAGUUUGCCCGCGUUUUACGUUAAUUUUCAGUGCAUCGAGAUCUCGAUAUUGAAAUGAGCUAUAGACCUGGCUCUUUUUUUAUUUUUUCUAAGUAUCGAUAAAGAUGCUUUCUCAAAUAUUUGUACCCUAUCAUUCAAAAUAAAAUUAAAGUGUUUCCAUAUAAAAUAAAGUGCACCAGUCAAAGAGUAAAAUUAAAAAUCAUGUAUAAAGUCGCGCUGA
Molecule: messenger RNA, 1327 nt
Organism: Meloidogyne enterolobii
Lineage: Eukaryota; Metazoa; Nematoda; Chromadorea; Rhabditida; Meloidogynidae
Source: the annotation of a GenBank genome assembly